This is a messenger RNA of Neohortaea acidophila, 1159 nucleotides long. RefSeq names its product Alpha/Beta hydrolase protein. The transcript has 4 exons. The record is from RefSeq and is a predicted model, not a curated record. The coding region runs from base 196 to 1044 and encodes 282 amino acids. Lineage: Eukaryota; Fungi; Ascomycota; Dothideomycetes; Mycosphaerellales; Teratosphaeriaceae.
UGUCGCGAGAAAGAUUAAAGUUCAAUGUCAACCCAUAUGGUAGCUCUUGCCGGACCCUUUCGGUUCGGAUUCCUGAGAACUCACCGCUUUCUACCUUAUUAUAUAUUAAGAAUGGACAGCGCAACUUACCACUUCCAAUAAUCGAGGACGACUUGAGAGGUCGCUCAUCGAGCACCAAAGCAUUGGUGACGGGUAAUGGCAUCUCAGCUCACACUCUCAGACGGGAGAAAUCUCGAUUACUGCAUCAGCGGAGCCAAAGACGGAUUCCCCCUCCUCUUCUCGCACAGUAGUCCCGGCGCGUGGACGCCCGUUCCGCACCUGGCCAAGGCAUGCGCAACCCACGGCUUCAUGCUCGUCACCUGGAGCAGGCCUGGGUUCGGCGGAUCGACGCGGAGAAAGGGUCGCAGGGUAGUGGACGAGGUGGACAGUGUACGAGCGUUGCUCGGCCACCUUGGUCGUGAGAGGUUUGCGGCCAUGGGGUGGUCGGCUGGCGGGCCGCAUGCUCUCGCUUGCGCGGCAAUGAACGGCUGCGUGGCUGCCGUUGUAGUUGCUGGACUUGCCCCGUAUGAUGCCGAAGGGUUGAUGUGGGCGCCGGAUAUCUCAAAGCAUGUGGGCAGGGAAGGAGAGAGUGCCAUUAGGGAGAAGUACGAAGCGCGACGUCCGGGGAUGAUCAGCAUCACGGCCGCGGAGAUCUUUGCAGGGGAGAAGCCGGGGCCGGACAAACAGGCGAUGAGCGACAUUCCGGGCCUGGCGCAGUGUGGAGAGGACAGCUUCCGCGAAGCGCUGAAGUUCUCCGUCGAUGGCAUGGUCGACGACGAUCUCGCUUUCCGCGAACCUUGGGGCUUCGAUGUCGCGGACAUCGCAGUGCCGGUGUUCCUGUACCACGGCACGUCGGACCCUUACGUCCCAUUCACCCACGCUCAAUGGAACGCAUCGCACCUUGGCCGCGUCACGACGCAUUUCGAAGAAGGGGGAGGCCAUGUGUCUGUGAUCCAGGACGUCGACGGCAUGCUGCGUGAGAUCAUUGGAGCUAUGCCAAGUUGAGGCAACUCGAUAUUCCGGGCUGGGAAGGUUAUGUAAAAUCACAAAAUCCUGAAGGAAGGACUGCGUUGCCAUGUCCUUCGCAGAUAGGGGGAAGAUAGAUCUUCAGGGUGGCGUU